CAGGUCUCCCAUACCGGUCGUGGGUCGACUACGCACUUCACGUCGCUGUCGGGGGCGAGCGUCACGCUGCAGUUCUACGGCGCUGGGAUCGAGCUUUAUGGAACUACGAACAGCUCGUACCAAGUGACCCUCGAUGGCAGUCAAAGCACUGGGGCAGCUAGUGGAAGCAGCUUGUUUUCGCAGCUGUUAGCCCCUGGAUCUCACAGUGUCACCUUAACCGCUUUCCCAGCCGGUGCGAAUGAGAUGCUUGGUCUUCAAUACGCGACGAUGGUCAUUCCAUCGAGUAAUGGUCAAACGUCCCCACCUUUGCCAAUACAGAUACGGACGUUUUGACAUACCAGGGAAGCUGGAAAACCAGCAACGACCAGGCGAUACCGAACGGCGGGACGUACCAUUCAACCUCGUCCACAGGCGCGAGCGUUGGCAUGCAAUUCAUGGGAGAAGCCGUCGAGGUCGUUGGGGUCACAAACUACAUAUGCAUGAACUAUACAGUGCGCAUAGACGCUCGAUGGAAAUGAGACGCCAACAAUGAACCAGAGCAGCUAUUCUUUUGUCCCUGAGACGACAAUGUUCUUCCAGAGCGGCCUGGAUCCGACCAUGGUGCACACGUUGAACAUGACGCAGACGUCCGCUGAGACGUCGAGCAAUCAGUACUUGCUGGCGUUUGAUUAUAUCACGGUUUAUGGAUACCAAGCGUGAGUCCUCCACGCAUCUUUCUUUGCUUGGCUCAAGAAGCCAUGUCGGAACUGCCAGACCGCCUGAUUCGAAUCCAUCAGCGAAUAGCGGCGGCUCGUCGUCCGGCAUGAAUCUGGCCGGCCCUAUUGCGGGAGCAAUCGUAGGAGCUCUCGCAGCGGUUGUUGGUAUCGUCACCUUUAUCUGGUGGCGGCGGCGUCGGCCAGUCAAAGUGAGACCGCGAUCUAAAACCGAAGUCGCCAUGGACAUGGAAGAAGCGCGCGAUGACGAUCCCCCGCUACUCGUCAUCGCACCCGGUAGACGCAGCGAGAAAGCAAAGUUGAACGGUAACUGGUCGCCUGCAGCGUCACCAGAGGGCAGAGGUGACCUUGCCCGCAUGGACUCCGUAACGCCAUCUGCCAGAUAUGCCGCUGCGAUGAGCGAGUUCGGCUUCGAGCGCGCCGGGCCGCCCGAGGGCACUGCGAUCGCUUCGAGCGGUGUAGAACCCCGCUCUGAUAUGCUGCCCCCAGAAGCCGAGGCGCAGUCAACCUAGAAACCACCGAUGUCCGGCUCGCCAAGCUCCCCAUCUCUUAUCGCGAGGUCUCAAGCUCGAGACUCUCCCGACGCGCAACUCGCCUCAGCGGGACGGCGGGCGCUGUCAGUACCACCCGCGCCCGGAGCAACACCGUCUCCUCCGCCUUCGAUGGGGAACCCACAGCAGUCCCCGGCGCAGGAGCUCGCGCGGGCGGUAGUGCAGGAGGCUGAGCAAACGAGCGAAUCUGGGAUGCAGCUUUCUAACAACGAGAUCGACCGGAUUGUGGAGAUGGUUGCGUCGCGGAUCGAUCAGCCUACGCAUCACUCGAUGCCACCGCCAGAGUAUAGGACGCGGUGACAACGACCGAAGAGCCUGUGUUGGUUUUCUCUAGGAUCAUUGAUGUACUGUAUCAUUUCGUCUCGUAUACUUUGUUUCCUGGCAAUGGGUGUGCUGUGCUCACGUUUCCUUUGUGUUUUGUAAUUCGAUGCAUGAUCAGUU
Molecule: messenger RNA, 1705 nt
Organism: Coniophora puteana RWD-64-598 SS2
Lineage: Eukaryota; Fungi; Basidiomycota; Agaricomycetes; Boletales; Coniophoraceae
Exons: 4
Coding region: 803-1225 (140 amino acids)
Source: RefSeq, a predicted model, not a curated record